AGAAAUUAGAAGCAGGAACUCCAGGUUUGGUUCAAAAAAAGAUGACAGAGAGCCUGGCGAGCGGGACCAGUCUUGGCAAAGUUUCAGUGUGACAUCCAUACAAACCAAGAGGACCUUACAUGGAUCUACUGUGAAAUAAGGAAGGGGAGCGUUUUUAUAGGGGAAUUCUUACGGUGUUGUUGUUGUGUGUUUUUUUUAGGUUGUUUUUUUUUUACCCCUUCUCCUUUCGUUUGAGCCAAUAUUUCUAAUUCACCAAGGAUGGAUCAGCCAACGAACACGCAGACCCCGCACCAACACGAACCCAUCAGCUUCGGGAUUGAUCAGAUUUUAAACAGUUCCGACCAGGAGACCCCUUCGCAACCCGCCCCGCGAGGAUCAGACGUCGGUGGCGGCGGCAGCGCGAAUUACCUGGGCAGCCCCGUGGGCAGCCGGACGGGCGCCCCGUACCCUUCUCUCCCUGGCGCCUUCCCUGGCAUCGGGGCCCCUUUCGAGGACUCUGGAUCUUACAGUGUGAAUCUCAGCUUGGCUCCAUCUGGCGUGAUCAGGGUGCCAGCUCAUAGACCCAUCCCUGGGGCAGUGCCACCUCCCAUUUCUAGUGCCAUACCAGCCAUGCCAGCUGUACCCAGCCUUGGCAGCCUCAACUUCCCCUGGAUGGAAAGCAGCAGGCGGUUCGUCAAGGACAGAUUCACAGCGGCGGCGGCGCUCACUCCUUUCACGGUGACGCGGCGGAUCGGGCACCCUUACCAGAACCGCACCCCGCCCAAGCGCAAGAAGCCGCGCACGUCCUUCUCCCGGGUGCAGAUCUGCGAGCUGGAGAAGCGCUUCCACCGGCAGAAGUACCUGGCCUCGGCCGAGAGGGCGGCGCUCGCCAAGUCGCUCAAGAUGACCGACGCGCAAGUCAAGACCUGGUUCCAGAACCGCAGAACCAAGUGGCGGAGACAGACGGCGGAGGAGAGGGAAGCCGAGAGGCAACAGGCCAGCCGGCUGAUGCUGCAGCUCCAACACGACGCCUUCCAGAAGUCCCUGAACGACUCCAUCCAGCCCGACCCGCUCUGCCUGCACAACUCCUCGCUCUUCGCGCUGCAGAACCUCCAGCCCUGGGAAGAGGAAGGCUCCAAGAUCCCGCCCGUCACCUCCCUGGUGUAAAAGGAUCUUGGCCCGGGCCGGCGGGCGGGCCUCGGAAAGGCAGACACCCUCCUCCACCUCUCCCUGCAUGAACCGAAGGCCGAAACUCAGCAAAGAAG
This is a messenger RNA of Podarcis raffonei (Aeolian wall lizard), 1244 nucleotides long. RefSeq names its product T cell leukemia homeobox 3 (gene TLX3). Bases 259 to 1146 code for a protein of 295 amino acids. The record is from RefSeq and is a predicted model, not a curated record. Gene Ontology annotation, cellular component: nucleus. The transcript has 3 exons. Gene Ontology annotation, biological process: regulation of transcription by RNA polymerase II; animal organ development. Gene Ontology annotation, molecular function: DNA-binding transcription factor activity, RNA polymerase II-specific; RNA polymerase II cis-regulatory region sequence-specific DNA binding. NCBI's taxonomy places the organism in Eukaryota, Metazoa, Chordata, Lepidosauria, Squamata, Lacertidae.